CCUAUAGACCCUGGAGUCUUCAGGUCUGUCACACAGAUACGAAGGCUCAUAGACGAAGCUUCAGAACUGUCUGUUCGAGCCUCAUCCGGCCUGUCAGCUGCAGCGCUUGGGUCCAUGAGUCGCAACUCAGCUUUCAAUCAAAGCUCUUGGAGUUUGGCCCACUCCCUAGGCCUUGCAGGUGUAGCCGACAACAACGGACGGAACGUUGCCAUGUCGGCUAUGCGUGUUCACAGACUUCGAGCGUUGGCUGUACAGAAGCUCGCGGCGGCCUACAGAGCAGACGAGAUUGCUUCUAGCGUUAUGGUCAUGCAGGGCGGCAGUGUGUUUGAUGAUAUUGCCGAACGCGUGCUUAGGGCUGAUCCGAACGAUAUCGAUGCGCGUUACGUUCAUUUCUUCCACGAACGAAUUCCAUCCAGUCCUAGGCAGCUGGCCCAGUCCACGUCGACGACGGUGCUGGACAGCCUCAUAGCUGCCCAGCCGCACCGCCUUGAGUUUUUCCGCACUCGUGGGACAGUGCACUGUUUCCGCGACGAGUUCGCGCCAGCGAUCAAGGACUUCACACACGUCCUCCGGGAAGCACGUGCACAGCGCAAGGCGAGGAUGAUGCACCGUACCAACGGCAUUUCCAGCGAACAACGCGGCAGGGGCAAGAAGAAGAGAGGGAAGCAGGCCAAUUCUAGGACUAAUGGUCAGGCGCCUGCCAAUGGCACCAGCACGCCGCCUGAAGGACCGACUAUCGACGGGCCCGACGGGGAGCCUUUGCUGCUCCAUCCAUCGGUCCUUCCAGAUGCCCCAGAUCCUAUCGAACCACAGUGCCUCUUUUUGCGUGGCGCGGCUUAUCUCCAGCACGCCGUGUGCCUGAUCGAGCAGGCUAUUCUCGAGCUUGAAGGCAUCAAGAAGGAGCUUACUCCCGAAGGCGCUGAACUUAGGCUGUGCUAUCUCGAUGGUGGCAGAUAUGGCGGCGUUGAGAUUGGGAAUCCCGACGGACCCCUGGGAAGCAAAGACGGCGUGAAACUUAAGGCGUACCGCGAGGUGCUUACCAAUGAGGGUAUCAAAGAACAGGUUCUAGGCCUGGUCAAGAAGAGCAUACGUGACCACGAACGAUUCCUCUCUCACUUUGAUACUCUCGAGGGAGCCCCAAUUGAUCCUGCAGACGAUGUGGACUGGUCGACCAAAGUUGAGCACGCCUUCCUGUUGUCUCAAAGCUACCGUCCCGGUAGCCCGAAUCCGCCCCCACCGCCUCUUCAUCCUGACGCGCCAGUUAUGUUCACGACGUACCAUCCUCUGCUGGUCGAGUCUCACUUCAGCAUCCUCAUUGGCCAGAUCCUGCUCGGCGACUUCCCCUCUCUGGUUCCUUCCUUCUACCGUUCCGCCAUGCUAGUGGAUGGGCUCGAAGGCUAUCCCAUCUUCUUGCCCCCGCGCUCAAUGGCGCAAGCCGAGUUCAUCGAGAUCCUCGAACGCCUCGCGGGCGGUUGGCGGACGGGCGUGCAGCCGCAUUCGUUUAUGCGUUCCUCAAGCCUCGCGUUGGAGCUGCACUCGCGCUCGGCCAAGGCCAAGACCAAGGAGGCCGAACGCCCGCUGAUGAUUAUUGCGCCCGAGCCGAUCUCUGCCUGUACAUCGAGCUCAUUGAGCACGCUCGUCCUCGGUGUGAAUGGCUCGAGCUCGAGUACGGCGGUGCACCCGCCUAGUCCAUCGUCGGGCCGCGCGACGCCUCCGCGCGGCGUCGACCUCGCCGAAAGCCUCGACUUUGCGCGCAUGCUGCUCGUGCCGGUUGCGAGGGCUCAGAAGGAGCGUGACGAGAAAGUGGAGGCGGAGAAGGCGGCGGAGCGCAUGGCAGGCAAGGCGGCGAAGAAGCCGCUGAGCAUCAACAUCCCGCUCCAUGGCCCGCGCGUGGAGGUCGCCAUGGCCUGGCUCGGGGCAGUGCAUUUGCCGGACUUGGAGUCGGUUGCGUGAAGGAGCAGGGGAGCGAUCAAAGCUGUGAUCUUGUUUAGUUUGGGCUUGCUAUGCGCUACUUUUGAGUGCGCUAUGUCGUAUUGUAGAGGCUUUUUUAAGUUAUGUCUGUGGUCUGGACGUUCUUAGCUACUGUACAUGUCAUCUAGUCUCUCGGCCGUCAUUGACAUGCUAAAUACUAGGCCCC
Phanerochaete carnosa HHB-10118-sp is the source of this 2137-nucleotide messenger RNA. RefSeq lists its product as uncharacterized. Lineage: Eukaryota; Fungi; Basidiomycota; Agaricomycetes; Polyporales; Phanerochaetaceae. The transcript has 3 exons. The record is from RefSeq and is a predicted model, not a curated record. Bases 211 to 1953 code for a protein of 580 amino acids.